Molecule: messenger RNA, 1391 nt
Organism: Trichoplusia ni (cabbage looper)
Lineage: Eukaryota; Metazoa; Arthropoda; Insecta; Lepidoptera; Noctuidae
Product: splicing factor 45-like
Biological process (GO): alternative mRNA splicing, via spliceosome; mRNA cis splicing, via spliceosome
Cellular component (GO): precatalytic spliceosome
Molecular function (GO): RNA binding
Source: RefSeq, a predicted model, not a curated record
UGUCAAAGUGAAUAAUGUCAAUAUGUCAAAUUUUGAUAAUUUGCUGGUGUUGUGUUUCUAAAUAUCGGUAUCGUUGAAUAUUUGACUCGUAUUUGUUAAGUAAUACCUGGAAACGCAAUUAAAAACUAGUGGUUGACUUGAUUGUUGAUUACACUUUCUAUAAGUAAAUAAAGUUGCAUGUAUAAUCCUUUGAACAAUGUCGUUGUAUGACGAUCUUGAUACUAUUAAAGCACGUACUACUGAAAAGGUAGCUGGAUGGUCUUCGGGUAUUAAGUUAUUACAGUCCCAGUUGCAACUUAAAAAGGCCGCAGUUACGCAGCCCAAACGAGAGGCAUUACGACGUACUACUCAGGUGCUCACUCCUGUUAUUGACUUGAAAAGUAAACAAAAAGAAGAGGAUGAGUCUAAUUCUAACAGUCCCAAACUUCAAGGAAAAACACUCACUGCCUCAUUGAAUGUGCGUGAUUUUGACUGGAAUGUUGCUAACGAAUAUGACCCCAUGUGGCCUAACGACUAUGAAAAAGUGGCAAAAGAAUUACAAGCAAAGAAAUUACAACUUGAUGGAGAUAGAGGAGAAAGAUCAGAAAGAAAGCGAAAAAGCAGGUUUGGUGAUGAUGAGGAUACUGUUCCAGAGAAGACAUUAGUGCCAAUUCAACCUGAAGAAGAAGAGGCAGAGGAGAUUUCAAAGAGGUCUGCUGGUGCUGCAAUAGCCCCACCACCCUCACUCACAGUGGAGACCCCAUCCCCACCACCCAUUCCACAGAGCAUACCUCCACCAGCUCCGGCAGUUGGUUUCUCCAUUGGAGGAUACGGGGCAAGCUCAGUAGCUGCUAAAAUUAUGGCCAAAUAUGGUUUUAAGGAAGGGCAAGGUUUGGGCAAGAAAGAACAGGGAAUGUCAGUGGCUUUGCAAGUAGAAAAGACUUCGAAACGAGGUGGUCGGAUAAUUCAUGAGAAGGAUGGUAAUGUUAUGCCGCCACCUGGUUUUGCUAUGCCUCUACCAGGACCAGACUCGCCGACUGCUUCGCACUCGCCACAUGGAUCCAGGCACGAACCAUCUAUUACAGAAAUCAUGAAAUCCCCUAGUAAAGUGGUUUUAUUAAGAAAUAUGGUUGGGCCUGGUGACGUUGAUGAAGAGCUAGAACCUGAAGUAAAAGAUGAAUGCAAUACAAAGUAUGGAGAUGUUAUAAAAGUGUUAAUAUUUGAAAUGCCAAAUGCACCUUCUGAUGAAGCAGUCCGGAUUUUCGUGGAAUUCAAGAGAAUCGAAAGUGCUAUUAAAGCUGUUGUAGAUCUAAAUGGCAGAUUUUUUGGAGGGAGACAAGUUAAAGCUGGAUUUUAUGAUGUAGAAAAAUUUGCUUCCCUGCAGUUGACUGAAUAGAGCGUUAUGUAAGAUA